UGGAGUCAUAUGCUGUGUGGGUAUAGUGAGAGAAAGAGAGCAGGAAGGUCAGAUUGAGAAAGGAAACACUGACAUGUUAUAAAACUCACUGACUUCCUUGUGCAUGAGAUUUGUAGAACUUUAAUCUCUACUGUGACAAAUAACAGGCAGGAGGUGUUUCCUAAAGACUCUGGAGGCUGGCCGUUUGACACUUACAGAAGAUUAACACAUGAACUGACAAGCUGACAUCACAUUCAUCUUCAACUCUUUUGGCACCAAAAGCAAAUUUACGAACUGUCUCUGUCACAUCAAACUGUCUGCAUGCUGUUGCUGAAGGAAUAUUGACAUUCACUGUAUGAUUGAUACUAGCCUACUCGUAAAUUAGGCCAAAACAUUUUACCAGGAAAGGAGUUUGGGGAAAAUUGUCAGAAACAACAUGGCAAACCCAAAUGGCCUGCCGAAGGACUUCAAAACUGCUCUUCUGGUCUUAUACAUAUUCAUCUUUACCUUUGGGACUCUGAAUGUUGUACUAAUGUCCUGUAUGCUACAGUCUCAAAGACAUCUCUCUUUCACCAAAGUGUCUGUGAUCAACCUGAUAUCAGUGCACUCCUUUUUCCUUCUCACGGUGCCUUUUCGCAUUUACUAUUAUGCUUCUGAUAUAAACUGGACUAUAGGCAGUGAUCUCUGCAGAUUUGUCAGUGUUAUGAUCCAUGCCCACAUGUAUCUUGCAUUCAUCUUCUAUGCCUCCCUUCUAAUUGUGCGUUAUGUGGAGCACUCUAAUCAGCGGCACAAGCUAGAGUUUCAUCGCACCCUUCAUGCCACGAUUGCAAGCGCAACCGUCUGGUUGAUCAUAUUUGCCUCUGUGUUCCCAACUUUUUCUAACUUUGGAGACAAACACACUGAUACAACUCCGUGCUUUCAUUUCAGUAAGGCUCUCGACGAUCAUAGAGCGAAGACAUUUAACUAUGUUCUUUGUACACUAGUAAUACUGGUUUGCAGUGUGCUAGCAUUUUUCCAAGUUUAUUUUCUAAUCUACGUGAGUAAGACAUUUGGAAAGGCCACAUGUCACCGUCAAGAGUUCUGGGCACAAUUGAAAAAUUUAUUUUUCCUGUCGGUCAUGUUUUUUAGUUUUGUGCCUUAUCAAGGAUUCAGAGUAUAUUAUGUGAGUGUAUAUGGCAAUACCACAGGAAUACCAAAUACCACAGAAAUAACAAAUACCAAAGAAAUACAGAAUACUGAAGAAAUUCAUCAUAUAAAUGAAGUAUUUCUUGCUGUCACUGCUUUCAGCUGCUUUGAUAUGAUUGUUUUUGCUGGUAGAGAUGUAUGCAAACUUAUAAAUUCAAGGGGAUGGUUUAACUGUUUAUAGCAUCUAUGUUGUAUAUUGUUUUUUAUAUUGUGAAUUGGUUUCCAAAUGGUUUAAAAAAAUUUAUGCUUUUGCGCCUUAUAAGCUAAUAACAAUUUUUCUGCAUGACAGAAUGUUUGUAAAUAACCUGGAGUUUUAUUGUCUACAAUGCAUUAAAUAAUUUACAGUAUUUACAUC
Messenger RNA from Carassius carassius (crucian carp), 1519 nucleotides. RefSeq names its product probable G-protein coupled receptor 141. The record is from RefSeq and is a predicted model, not a curated record. The coding region runs from base 416 to 1345 and encodes 309 amino acids. Gene Ontology annotation, cellular component: membrane. The transcript has 3 exons. Gene Ontology annotation, molecular function: oxysterol binding; G protein-coupled receptor activity. NCBI's taxonomy places the organism in Eukaryota, Metazoa, Chordata, Actinopteri, Cypriniformes, Cyprinidae.